AUGAUGGCUCCCCAAUACAUUGGUCAACAAGUGAUUCCAGCUGGUGCACAAUAUCCACCUGGGGUUUAUAUGCAGCGACCGACGGUGUUUGUACCUCGCGGCGAUAUGGGCUACGCACCUGUGGAACAAGCGCAACCUGUCAUGGUACCAAUGCCGUUCGUGGUCCAUCAGAUGCCCCCGGGUCAGACAAGCGAUCAGUCACAAUAUCAGCAAGGCGUCAUGGAGCAGCAAUCAGCCAUGGGGAUGGAACAGUAUGGUGAGCAAGAGUAUGGAUCAUCAUCUGCUCCAGUCGUCCAGCCGGCGCGACCGAUGAGCAUGCCGUCGCAUAUCCCUGCUAUGCCACCCAUGAUGGGAAUGAUGCAACAACCUCCACAAGUGUCGAUGCACGAUUCGCGCAGCGCAACGGCGUCGAUUCCUCCGCUUGUGACGCAGCCGUCUGGUUAUGCAGCA
Cylicostephanus goldi is the source of this 450-nucleotide messenger RNA. The record is from the annotation of a GenBank genome assembly. Lineage: Eukaryota; Metazoa; Nematoda; Chromadorea; Rhabditida; Strongylidae.